AUGAUUGAUAAUCCAUUUUAAUUUGAGAAGGAUCCUAAAAAGUUUACUAAUUCUUUGGAAUACGACAGGAAUGCAAUUGAGGAGGAGGACGAUUAGAAGUAGCAGACCAGAUUAACUUAACUUUAUAUUGGUAAAUCUGCAAGUAGAUAUGGGUUAUUGAGAAAAUUAGAAGAGUAGAGUAAAUUUAUUUUAUCUAGCUUAAGCUGAGAAAUUGGCAGUCGAGAGAGAUCAUGUGUUUUCUUAGGAUUUCAAAUCAAAAAGUUUUAAUGCGAAGCCAGAUCCAAUUUCAUGUCAUUUGAAACAAUUUAAUCCUAGGAUGCUCGAAAAGAAUUAUUAAGAUUCUUUAUAGAAAGGUUAUAAAAUAAGGAGUAUUUUGAGUGAGAAGAAGGAAACUCUUUAAGAUUUUGUUGAAAAGAAAAGAGAGAUUUGUUUAACAAAUCUAAAUAUUUUAACAAAAAAAGAGGAGACAAAUAGACUCGAGGAUUUUAUUAAGAAUGAGUAGGAAUCAUUGAGGGCUCGAAAAUUAUACUUCAAAAACGAUUGCGAAUUGGUCAAGAGAUUUAUGAGUGAAGUUAAGUCUCAAGCGGAUUAAGCCGCAAUUUUAGCUGACAAAGAGGUGAGAAGGAAGGAAGAGGUCAAAGUUGAAGUUGCUAGAAUACUGGCCUAAAUUGAUAGAUUGAAGUUGUAGAGAAGCAAGCUUUAAGAUGAAUACGAUAAACUAGAUAAAUAUAGAUAAUUUUUAGAAAAAAUCAAAGUAAUGCACACAUUAUAAUCAUUAUAGCAACACUACAAAACCAAAUUUGCAGAUUUAGAAAAGGAUAUCACCUUACCUUAAACUACUGCUACUUCCAAAAGAACUUUGUUUUUGACUGGGGUGAAUGUUUUGGAAUCUGAGACUAGAUCUAAGGAACAAUUGGAGUAAUUGCAAUUUGAAUAUAAGCAGAAUAGGAUGGCUGAUACUGUGAUUGAGAUUUUGGAUGCAAUUGAGGAGGGAAAUCUAAGAAAUAUGCAGAAUCAGAGAGAUGCUGAAGAGGAAAUGGAACAAAAGAAGAGAGAGGCUUAACAUCUAAGAGAGAUAUUGGCGAUUCAUUAGAAGGAGAAUGAAUAGAGAUUCAAAGUGUUAGAGAAACAGUAUGUCAUGCAUUAGCAAUACCAGCAGGAAUUGAAAAAAUAAGAAAAAGUGGAUUAAAAUAAAUUGGAGUUCGCAGAAGGUGAAAAUCUGGAUAUGGAUAAGAUAGGGAAAAGAAUAAUAGAGAUCUAUACAGAUGUUUCUAAGAAGGAGCAAGAUCCUUUGAUAAAGAAAUUGGGGAUCGAUUCGAAGAUGCUUAAAUUUACAUUAAAUGUAUUUUGAAUUGGUCUAAUGAUUAGUAACUCGAAAAGGUAGUCUUAGAACUAUCAGAAUAUAAGUUGCAAUUCCUAAUGAAAUCUAAAUAGGAUUUUAUAGAUGCGGAAAAGAAGAUCAAUUUGAAGAAAAAGUAAAUUGUAUUAAUAAAUGUUGUAGGGAAUAGAGGCAGACGAAUUAGAAGGAUGAAGAGAAGAAGAAGCAGAUAAUUGAGAGAAGGAGAAAGAAGGAAGAAUAGAUGGCCAACUUUUAUAAAGGGAGAAAGGAUAUGAGAAGGAAUUAUCCAGCUGAAAAAGUGGUGGUUGAAUAGGUUGUGGAGGAUAAUGAUGAGAAUGAUGAUGAAAAGUACUUACAAGAGAGUUAUGAAUUGGUUUAUGUGCCAUCGUAGAAAGUUGAUAAUAUUUCAUCAUAGUAAUAAUUAUAAUAAUAAUAAUGA
Paramecium octaurelia is the source of this 1778-nucleotide messenger RNA. The record is from the annotation of a GenBank genome assembly. NCBI's taxonomy places the organism in Eukaryota, Ciliophora, Oligohymenophorea, Peniculida, Parameciidae.